Messenger RNA from Colletotrichum destructivum, 1882 nucleotides. Its product is annotated as Putative tyrosine-specific protein phosphatase. The record is from RefSeq and is a predicted model, not a curated record. The coding region runs from base 18 to 923 and encodes 301 amino acids. Gene Ontology annotation, molecular function: phosphoprotein phosphatase activity. NCBI's taxonomy places the organism in Eukaryota, Fungi, Ascomycota, Sordariomycetes, Glomerellales, Glomerellaceae. The transcript has 3 exons. Gene Ontology annotation, biological process: dephosphorylation.
AGCUAUAACACCGAAAGAUGACAGACCUAGAACCCAAGGUCAGGAUCAAACUGCCGUCGCCGCCCUUCCAUGCCAUUCCAGGCCUCCCCAACUUCCGCGACGCCGGCGGUUACCCUAUCAAUGCUCAGCCUGGCCGCAUCCUCAGACCCGGCGUAGUCUUUCGCUCCGCGGAGCCCUCGCGUCUCACCGACGAUGGCGUUGCUUGCCUCCAGGAUCUCGGCAUCACCCACGUAUACGACCUCCGUUCCGCCAUCGAGCUCAAGCGCCUCGCCCUGGCGGGGGCGAACUGCGAUGUCCGCGAGUGGCCCGGUGCCCAGCGCGUCUUUGUCCCCGUCUUCCGGGACCAGGACUACGGGCCCGAGGCUAUUGCCUUGCGCUAUCGCAACUACUCGAGUAACGGCACCGAGGGCUUUACGAAAGCCUACACCGAUAUUCUACGCACUGCCUCGGAGCCAGACCACCCCUACGACCCCUUCCGCACGAUACUCUCUCACCUCGCCACCACCGAGGCCCCCUCUCCGUUCCUCGUCCACUGCACCGCUGGCAAGGAUAGGACCGGUGUCAUCUGCGCCCUCAUUCUCAGCCUCUGCGGCGUUUCGGACGAGGUCGUGGCUCACGAGUACAGCCUGACGGAUAUCGGCCUCCAGGACCGCAGAGAAGAGAUUGUCAACCACCUCCUCGCCACCGAUGCUCUCAAAGGGAAUCCCGAGGGCGCCCGGCGCAUGAUCGGCUCCCCGAAAGAAAGCAUGCUUGCGACACUGGCCAAGCUUCGUGAGGAUUAUGGCUCUGUCGAGGCUUACGUGCAAAACAGAUGUCGCUUGUCGGCAGAGGCCGUCAGCCAAAUUCGAUCCAAUCUUACGGUUGAUGUCGCCGACGGGUUUCAAGUAGUGGACUGGGUCUCGCACUCUAAGCAUUUGCUUUGAAAGAAUAAUUCGAAUUUUGUGCUGGGCUUGUGCUUCUUCGAGCUGCCCCUCCCGCUCAACUCGUCAUUAUACAGAUACAUGUACAUAGGUAUACAGUGGGCAGGUACAGACGUUUUUCAUACAAAGACAUGAACGCCAACUGAGGAGGACGUUAACCAAACAGGCUCCGAUCCAUCCUUUUUCGGUGGUGUGGGGUGGGGGGUAUCAUUGUGCCCUCGGGCUGCCGUUCCGCCUCAAUGCUGUCAAUCAACACCUCACAGAGUAGGCGGGCGUUGGGUGUAAAAGGAAACUCAGGGCACCGACGUAGGAAUCUUCAGCUCGCCCUUCCUGCGAUCGUAGAAGGGCACGCCAUAUCUCCAGCCAACGCCUCUUCUGCUUCGACCAUCCUUACCGGCGCUGUCGACGUUCAUCUCCUUGAAUCGGAACUCGAAACGACCGGUAUCCACACGUUGGGUCUCUUCCUCGGCCUUCUCAAGACGUCGGCGCUCCCUCUCGACUAAUCUGUCCUCUUCAGCCCUUGUGACCUCUCUGAAUUUCUUGGUCAACUCGGCUGCCGAACCGCCAGCAGCAGCAGCUUUCCUCAUGGAAAUGAGCUCCUUGUGUGGCGAGCGGCCGUCCACAGAAAGCAUUUUUCUGUGGAAAGCCUUCGCAGCAUCUUCUCUGUCGAACUGGCGAGACUCGGACACGGGCACGAACAGUUGCUGCAUCGUAAGCCUGUGGACAUGGAUCUCGUUGAUAGGUUCAUGAGGACUCUGCAGAUCCGGUCUGUCUUUAUUCAGCUCGGUCUGGGGCAGCAUUCGGAGAACCGCCCUCGCGUAUGGCCGAGCCAAUGGUUUGCGCUAUCAAGUCAGAAAUUUGUUAGCUGACUGAGAUUUGAUAGAAGUACGCGACUGUUGCGGAAAGGGUAAUGUAGCAAAUCAGAGAGGCUCGCAGUGCCAAGGUGUAACCAUAUGUUGCGU